UGAGAGCAGCAUGUUGUGUAUCAGGUUUAGCUACAGCGUGCUUUUAUUUGUUUUCGUUCCCCUCCUCGGUUCCUUUGCUGCUUUAUAUGAAGGAGACAAAUGUUCUUUGCAAGAUGGCAGCGAAGGCAAGUGCAAGCUUAUAAAGGAAUGUCCGGCUGCUAUGCAACUGAUACAGACAGGGGUUAAUCCGAUCAUUUGUGGAUUUGAGAAAAUUGAUGCUAUUGUGUGUUGCAAACACGGUGAAGAGAUAAUGAAUACGACUAAUACUACCACUACAACGGAUCGAACACCUGGAGAUAUAAGCAAGCAGAAAUGCGAAGAAUACGCAGAGUAUGCCUACGAAAAGAUCUAUUCUCCCACACUGUUGCUAAAACCGCAAUUUACAAAAAAGCUUGUAUGUAAUGUUCAGAGAAACAAACUCGUUGUGGGACCUAUCUUAAUAUCGAGAAGCGAAUUUCCUCACAUGGCUCUUAUUGGUUAUCAAUCUAACGACAGCGUUGUUUGGAAAUGUGGAGGUUCACUUAUAAGUGAAAACUUUGUUCUCACCGCAGCACAUUGCAUGUUUCCACUGACCCCUCCGAAGUACGUAAGGCUCGGUUUCAUAGAUAAGCCAAACGCCGGACACACGCAACAACUAACUGUGAGUGAAAUUAUCCCCUUCCCCCAAUUCAAUAACACCAAAUCCAAAUACCACGACAUAGGUCUUUUGAGACUCUCAAAAAAAGUUCGGUGUAACACGUACUUAAGACCAGCGUGCCUUCAUACACAGAGAUACAUUCCCUAUGAUUUAGCCGUAGCCUCAGGAUGGGGUAUCGUUUCAUUAUUUGGGCGCGAUAGAACCAAAGAUGUAUUGUCAGCAGUGAUGGAUGUGUUCGGUGUAGAUAAAUGUAAUGAGACUUACAGACAGCAUAUUCCAUCUACCGAUACGUUGAAAGAUGGAUUCGUCGACGAUUUGAUGAUUUGCGCCGGGACAAAGGCAAUCGUAAGGACUACUUGCCAGUACGACUUUGGAAACUUUCUUCAGAUAUAUCACGAGGAAACUGAAGAAAUCAAAUGUAUGUACGACAUCGUAGGAAUAACUGCAUUUUCAGACAGGUGUUCUUCGGAAAACGUCCUAGAGGUGUAUACUAGAGUAUCGGCUUACAUCAAAUGGAUAGAAGACAUCGUUUGGCCGAACAAUUAACUGCUUUCGAUUUCAUUUUAUGUUUACCUGUCAUGAUAUAGCACCUUAUUAGUAUUUAAUUUUAUAAUGUUUGAAUUUAGGAGAGUAUAUCCAUUUGUAUUAUUUGCUUUCAAUCUACAAUUAUAAAUAAUAUGGAAGUUAUAAACAUAUUCUUGCGUUCCCUGUUUUAAAAAAAUGGGCUCUUUCCAUUGUAUGUUAUUUUUCAUAUAAUCUA
Anoplophora glabripennis (Asian longhorned beetle) is the source of this 1397-nucleotide messenger RNA. RefSeq names its product serine protease persephone-like. Gene Ontology annotation, biological process: proteolysis. Gene Ontology annotation, molecular function: serine-type endopeptidase activity. The record is from RefSeq and is a predicted model, not a curated record. The transcript has 6 exons. NCBI's taxonomy places the organism in Eukaryota, Metazoa, Arthropoda, Insecta, Coleoptera, Cerambycidae. Bases 11 to 1183 code for a protein of 390 amino acids.